Messenger RNA from Mesitornis unicolor (brown roatelo), 1655 nucleotides. RefSeq names its product repulsive guidance molecule family member b (gene RGMB). The coding region runs from base 1 to 1305 and encodes 434 amino acids. Gene Ontology annotation, cellular component: plasma membrane. The record is from RefSeq and is a predicted model, not a curated record. Gene Ontology annotation, biological process: BMP signaling pathway. NCBI's taxonomy places the organism in Eukaryota, Metazoa, Chordata, Aves, Mesitornithiformes, Mesitornithidae. The transcript has 3 exons. Gene Ontology annotation, molecular function: coreceptor activity.
AUGGUAGCGACGCUGGGCAGCACCGGGCUGUGCGGCGGCUUGCCUGAAGGCUCAGGGAAGUGCUGUUUCUUCUUGCUUCAGGUAGAGACAGCAUUUGCUUGGUGGAUUGGAAACUGCGGAGAAGGUGACUGCCAGCUCCAAACACCUUGUCAAAUCCAGAAGUGCACCACUGAUUUUGUAUCCUUAACUUCACAUUUAAACUCGGCUCUUGAGGGCUUUGAUUUGGAGUUCUGCAAGGCUCUGCGAGCGUAUUCUGCCUGUACCUAUCGCAAUUCCAAAGCAUGCCGUGGAAACCUGGUCUAUCAUUCUGCAGUGCUUGGGAUCAGCGACCUCAUGAGCCAGAGAAACUGUUCCAAAGAUGGACCGACAUCCUCCACCAACCCUGAAAUGACCCAUGAUUCUUGCAAUUACAGUGGCCACACAGAAGCCAGAGAACAUCAGGGAGGGGAAAAGUCUCCUUCUCUUACUUACCUAUUCUGUGGCUUGUUUGGUGAUCCUCAUCUGAGGACUUUUAAAGAUCACUUCCAGACGUGCAAAGUAGAAGGUGCUUGGCCCCUCAUAGACAACAACUACUUAUCGGUGCAAGUGACCAAUGUGCCUGUAGUCCCAGGAUCCAGUGCUACUGCUACAAAUAAGAUAACUAUUAUCUUUAAGUCAUACCGAGACUGUACAGAUCAGAAAGUAUAUCAAGCAGUAACUGAUGACUUACCUGCAGCUUUUGUUGAUGGCACAACAAGUGGAGGUGAUGGGAACACAAAGAGCUUGCGAAUUGUGGAGAAAGUCAGUGGCAAUUAUGUUGAAAUGCAUGCUAAGUACAUUGGAACAACGGUGUAUAUACGCCAGCUUGGGCGCUACUUAACACUGGCCAUUCGCAUGCCUCAAGAGUUGGUUAUGGCCUACGAGGAGAGCCAGGAUCUGCAGCUCUGUGUGAACGGUUGCCCUUCAAGUGAGCGCAUUGAUGAUAGUGGCCACUUACCAUUGCCUGUGAGGGGGCAGUUGCUCCCUCAGGGUGGUGCUGCUCAUCCCUGGUCAGCGUACACACUGGAAACUGCCACCACCAAAUGCCAUGAGAAGAUGCUGCUGAAGGACAUCUAUUUUUACUCAUGUGUAUUUGACCUGCUCACCACUGGUGAUGCUAACUUCACAGCUGCUGCUUACAGUGCCUUGCGGGAUGUGGAAGCACUGCACCCCAGAAAAGAGCACUGGCAUAUUUUUCCCAGCAGUGGAAGUGACAGUGUGUGCAAGGAUGGGAAAUUCUUUGUUGGUCUUGGACUUGUGUGCUUGAUGCUUCUUGCUGUUUUGUAGGAGGGUUUUGUCUGUAACUAAGUUUUGGAAUAUAUAUUGUCAUAAUAUAUUGAAUAAAGAUGAGUAUGUAAGUAUAUACCAUGUAUAUGAAGGGAUGCUUUGUCUUGGGACACCCACCAGAUUGUACAUAUUGUGUGAACUGUUUUAUGUAUGUUUGAUGUAGUAUUCUUUGUAUCUAUUUGAUUUGCAGUUGGUGAAAUAUUUUAUAAUGUCUCUGCAGUGAGAUGUGAUAGAAAGCACUUUAUUUUUUGUAUAUUGAAUAUUUAUGUGUAUCUGAGUAACUCUGUAUUAUACAUAUAAACAUGUGCAUAUAAUACUCAGUAAUCUCUCUGAGUACUACUUGGUUUAAC